AUGUCUUCUACCAAGGCAGGUGCUGCUGCGGCUGCUGCCAAUACCAGUGUGGCUGCAGCAGCUGACACUGCGGCAACAAAUGCGGCGACUGCGGCCACCCAGGCGACCCAGGCGACCAGUGAAGCGGCUGCAACCACGGCCAGCCCUGCGGCCGAGACUACCUCAUCUGCAAAGCCCGCAACCACUUCCAGCGAAACGACUAGUAGCAGCACCAGCAGCAGCACUAGCAGCAGUACAACCUCGAGUAGCACUAGUAGCACCUCCUCCACGACCACGCCUACUCCAACCACUUCGUCUACAUCUUCAACAUCCACAUCAUCCUCCACUUCUUCCUCUUCCACAACGGAACUCACCACCACCGAGGCCCCGUCGAGCACUGUUCUUUCCUCGACCAGCACUGGCUCGGCCGGAACCACCGUUGUUUACAUUACUUCCACCGCUCCCGCAAGUGAGAACACUGGUGCUUCCAUCACAUCUUCCAGCGCGACCGACUCUGCCGCCCUCGCAACAUCUACCGGAGCAGCCAGCUCUGGUGGUCUCUCUCCUAGUGGAACAAUUGCAGUUGCAGUUGUUGUGCCGGUCGUUUCCGUGGCAUUGAUCGUCUUGGCAGCCAUUUUCUUCUGGCGCAAGCGCAAGGCGAACAAGGCGAACGAGGAGGAGCGCCGCAAGGAAGUAGAGGAGUACGGCUUCAACCCCAACAAUGACCCAACUCUUCCCGGAAUGGCCGGUGUGGUGGCACCCAAGGACGAUACUUCCUCUGGAUACCGUGGAUGGGGAACUACCUCUGCCGGACGCCAACCAUCCACCAACCUCUCUAGCGGUAUGGGCGGUCUUGCUAUGUCCGAAGGAAGCAGUCCCGGUUACCACCAUGGUGCGACUCCUAGCGAAGGCACUGUGCAGUACUCGGAUGGAGUUCGACCAGACUCUGGUGAAAUCGAGCCCAUUGGUGUCCUUGGUGCCGCACCCGUAGCCGCCAACAACCGCACUGGUGACAUCCACCGUGGCCCCUCCAACGCAUCCUCUGCCUACUCAGCUGCCAACCGCUCCGAGGCUUCCGAGGAAAGCCACAUGUCGGCCGCACACCCCUCGGGUGGCUACUACGGUGAAAACCCGUACUACGGCGACAUCAAUACCCACGGUGCUUACGGAGACGAGACGUAUCAGCCUGUCAUCCGCGACGUCCAGGCACGCCGCAACACACGCAUCGAAAACCCCGGGGUCUACCCCCGACAAGGGAAUGCCGGUAUCGCCCAGAACUUCUAA
This is a messenger RNA of Penicillium nucicola, 1263 nucleotides long. RefSeq lists its product as uncharacterized. The record is from RefSeq and is a predicted model, not a curated record. The transcript has a single exon. Lineage: Eukaryota; Fungi; Ascomycota; Eurotiomycetes; Eurotiales; Aspergillaceae. The coding region runs from base 1 to 1263 and encodes 420 amino acids.